Cynoglossus semilaevis (tongue sole) is the source of this 1330-nucleotide messenger RNA. RefSeq names its product LYR motif containing 5b (gene lyrm5b). The record is from RefSeq and is a predicted model, not a curated record. Gene Ontology annotation, cellular component: mitochondrion. NCBI's taxonomy places the organism in Eukaryota, Metazoa, Chordata, Actinopteri, Pleuronectiformes, Cynoglossidae. Gene Ontology annotation, biological process: respiratory electron transport chain. The transcript is spliced from 3 exons. The coding region runs from base 263 to 514 and encodes 83 amino acids.
UUGAUGCGAUUGCCAUCUUGUUACUUUUUUUCAUCUUUGGUUUUGUUUACCAGGCAGCUGUUUGACUGAGGGACAAAUCAAGAUUUAAGAAAAUAGUCUGGAGAGUAAAUGUUCAAUAUCAUCGAGUUUAUAUAAGAGUGAGAAUAGACACACGAGCUUAAACGUCGACGCUUUGACGAAAGUAAUGAAAAGAAUUUGAAGCUAAACGCGAAGCUAAAGGCUCGGCUCAACAGAACAAAGUUCAGGGACGAGCACAGGGACGAUGGCGAACCCUCUGAGAGCUGAAGUGGUUCGACUGUAUAAAAACCUCCUGUAUCUCGGCCGUGAGUAUCCCAAAGGAGGCGACUACUUCCGGGAUCGACUGCGAGCAGCGUUUAACAAAAACAAGGAGGUUCAGGAUCCAGAGAAGAUCAAGGAGAUGAUCACUCGAGGAGAGUAUGUGGCCCGAGAGCUGGAGGCGCUAUACUACCUGAGAAAAUACAGAGCCAUGAAGAAACGCUACUACGAGGAGUGACAGUAUCACAGUAGACCCAGACUAAUCUUAAUCUAAUCCCAUCUGACAAUGUACAAAUUAAUCUGUGAUUACCUGGUGAUAGUUUUGCUGCUGAGACUUUCUGGUGCUCACCAGUGUUUCCCGACAUCAGCUCAUAUUUUACAGAAAAACCCUUAGGCGUACCACUGAAGAAAAGUGUCAGAAAAUGGUCUGUAGUGAAAUAUAACAAUCUCUUAGUUUUAAUUCACUCACAUUUUCCACUGUGGGCAGAAAUUGAAGAAAGAGACAAAGAUCUUCAAGCACUGUUUUUUUUUUUUUAAAGCCAUAUGCUGCCACCUAUUGGAAUAGUAUUUGACUGAGUUAAAAUGAAAUGUUGAAGUCCUCCUCUGCUUCUCAACUUCAACGUUUUCAUGUAGACCCAGGGAUUUCUGUUUUAACAUGUGGUAACUCCAGGAUCCACAUGGGGCACUGGUGAGCCUCAGUUUCAUGGAACAUGUUUAGGUUCUGAUGACUGAAGAUCUCAGCAGUAGUUGUUCAGCCCUCUCCCACCAACUUCGUUUCUGUCUGGUUGGCUGUCCUCACUGCACAGCGGUUUCUGAAACUGUGGUCAUGGCAACAAUGGUGACAUCAUCCCAGACGCCUGAGGACUCAGAGGUGGAACCUGAACCAGUCCAGGACCCUAACAUCAUAUUUCAAUAACACCUCAGUCUCUGACUGAGGAAAAAUGAAACAGAAAUGAAACCACUUCAAACUUCAAAUGGUCUUGGUUGUAAACCAGAGGAAAACAACAAUGAAGUCAAAAUGUUUUAAUACUUCUUAUAAUAAAAGAUUAAAAAC